Molecule: messenger RNA, 2081 nt
Organism: Agrilus planipennis (emerald ash borer)
Lineage: Eukaryota; Metazoa; Arthropoda; Insecta; Coleoptera; Buprestidae
Gene: ash2
Product: set1/Ash2 histone methyltransferase complex subunit ASH2
Exons: 9
Coding region: 214-1932 (572 amino acids)
Cellular component (GO): Set1C/COMPASS complex
Molecular function (GO): transcription cis-regulatory region binding; protein binding
Source: RefSeq, a predicted model, not a curated record
AGUUGGGAAGGAUUUGAAAUUUGUAAAUAGUCGUUUUUUCAUAUUUUUCAAAAAUCUAAUUCGAGAUAAGGUAACAAGCAAUAAAAUAAAAAUAUUAUUAAUCAGCGACAGUGUUAUUAGUGUACAUAUAGCUUGGUUUGUUGUUGUUCGUUGAAUAGUACAAUACUUAACCUAGUAUAAUAAAAAAGUGUUUAUUCAGCAUAAUUCUAAGAUAUGGCAGAAGAAAAUGAAACAAAGUCCGAUAAUUCAACUUCCACCGCAAAAACAAGUGAAUGCUUUCAAGCAAAUAAGCCGGAAAUAGAAAAUGAUUUGUUAGUAUCAAAUAAAACAAAUGAAGAUGAUAAAACUGACAAAAAAUACGAAACAAACAGCAAUUGCUAUUGUGGAAAAGAACGUAAUUUAAAUAUAGUGGAACUUCUUUGUGCAAACUGCAGUCGGUGGUUUCAUGAAUCUUGCAUUGGUUAUCAGCUUGGAAAGUUAGUGCCAUUUCUAGCAAAUUAUGUGUUUUUGUGUAAAAAUUGUUCACCAACAGGCCUAGAAAGCUUUAGGAAAAGCCAAGCACAAAUACCUCAAAUGUGUGUUACUGCACUAGCAAAUCUUCAACAACAGAGUGUUAAAGAAGGGACUAAUAGAACGCUAUUCAGUAAAGACAGAGAAAUAAUCCCAUACAUUGAGUAUCAUUGGGAAGCUCUAACAACAACUGCAAGGAGAGUAACUCAAUCAUGGCAUUCCACCGUGCAUAGAGCUCUUAUAAAGGACAUACACAUUCUUUUUGUUUUUGAAGAAAGUGGUCAGAUGGGUCAAAUGUAUGGUUUACUAUGUCAAGAUUUAACGCAAAUAAAGCCAAAUUAUGAGGCUAUGAUUAAAGGUGGAACAUUGAGGAUCACUGAUGUGGGAAUACAACAUGUGCCCUUGACCGGGGGAGUAAAAAGGGGCAAUGCAAAAAGGAAAUUUCCCGGCGAGGUUGGGGCAUUAGGUAAAAAAGGUAGACAAGUGGAUCUGAGCGUCCCAAAACUACCUGCCCAUGGAUACCCACUAGACCAUCCUUAUAACAAAGAUGGGUACAGGUAUCUUUUAGCCGAACCCGAUCCUCACGCACCUUUCAGACAAGAGUUUGAUGAGAGUUCAGAUUGGGCAGGAAAACCCAUCCCUGGUUGGUUAUACAGAACUUUAAUUCCCAGUACGGUCCUGCUCGCUUUGCACGACAGGGCACCUCAAUUAAAAAUUUCUGAAGAUCGUCUUGCAGUGACAGGGGAUAAAGGAUACUGCAUGGUCCGUGCAACUCAUUCUGUUAAUCGGGGCUGUUGGUACUGGGAGGCGACAGUUGAGGAAAUGCCCGAUGGUUCAGCCGUUAGAUUGGGGUGGGGACAGGACUAUGCGAAUUUACAAGCGCCUUUAGGCUACGAUAGAUACGGUUAUUCCUGGAGGUCGAAGAAAGGGACGAGGUUUCAUGAAUCAGCAGGGAAACAUUAUAGUCCUGGUUAUGGAGAAGGUGACACUUUGGGGUUUAUGAUCAUGCUUCCUGAAAAUAAUAAAACAAAACGAUUACCGAAUACAUACAAAGACAGGCCUUUGGUAAAAUUCAAAAGCCACCUGUAUUACGAGGAUAAAGACAAGGAGCUCGAAACUUUUAAAAAUCUCAGGAAAUUGCCAGGCAGUAAAAUACUUUUUUUUAAAAACGGUGAAUGUCAAGGUGUGGCGUUCGAAGAUAUUUAUGGCGGCAAUUACUACCCUUGCCUUUCCCUUCAUAAAACAGCCACUGUAUCAGUGAAUUUUGGUCCUAAUUUCAAGCAUUCAGCCUCUUCAGCUGGUUUAGACUAUCGUGGUAUGAAUGAAAGGGCUGAACAGGCGAUCUGCGAACAAACCCUUGCAGAUUUAAUAUAUUUGACCGACAAUGAAGGAAAACUAAGACUGGAUAAUUUCGUUAUGUGACAGUAAACUGUUUUUUUAUGUUGUUGUCACUUUAUGUUAAUUAACAUUUUGUCAAAUUGAUCGUCUGUUUAAUUACAUAAGUCAAUUCUCAUUUAAUUAUGUUUUACAAUUAAUAAAACCAAUCAUGUAUUUAUAAUAAAAAUGACAUG